This is a messenger RNA of Pistacia vera, 1328 nucleotides long. RefSeq names its product zinc finger protein-like 1 homolog. Bases 233 to 1276 code for a protein of 347 amino acids. NCBI's taxonomy places the organism in Eukaryota, Viridiplantae, Streptophyta, Magnoliopsida, Sapindales, Anacardiaceae. Gene Ontology annotation, cellular component: Golgi apparatus. The transcript has 9 exons. The record is from RefSeq and is a predicted model, not a curated record.
AUAUAUAUAUAUAAAUUAAUUAAAUUAAUUCAAAUUAAUUUUGGCCAAAUCAAAAUCUAAACAAAACAACACUUGCCAUUUGGUUUCUGAACAGAUCUCUCUUUCGAUCAUUCCCUUAAAAGCUUCAGCUUAAACCCUAGAUAAUUGAAAUUGCGACUAAAUGUACGCUAUCAAUCUCUAACAACAUCAAAUCUUCACCCACAAAUUUUGUCUCUGCUCGGUUUUCGGUGCAAUGGUGGUCUGCAAAUGCCGAAAGGCUACCAAAUUAUAUUGUUUCGUGCACAAGGUUCCCGUUUGUGGAGAAUGCAUUUGCUUUCCUGAGCACCAAAUAUGUGUAAUUCGUACUUACUCAGAAUGGGUAAUAGAUGGAGAGUAUGAUUGGCCUCAAAAGUGUUGCCAGUGCCAAGCUGUGCUUGAAGAGGGGACCGGCUCUCAAACCACCCGAUUGGGUUGCUUGCAUGUUAUACACACAAGUUGUUUGGCUUCACAUAUCAAAAGCUUUCCUUUGCACACCGCACCAGCUGGAUAUGUGUGUCCAUCAUGUUCUACUUCGAUAUGGCCUCCUAAGAGUGUUAAAGAUUCGGGAUCCCGCCUUCAUUCACUGCUGAAGGAAGCAAUUAUGCAGACUGGGUUGGAAAAGAAUAUGUUUGGGAAUCAUCCAGCUUCUUUGACAGUGACAGAGUUCCGCAGUCCUCCCCCUGCAUUUGCAUCUGAUCCAAUAAUUUCUUCUUCUGGAAGCAGAGAGUAUAAUGCAAGCUCAUCAACCUCUGUGGCAAAAGAUGGAAUAAAUGUAACUGAAGGAUACGUGGCACCAACUUCUGUGUCAGAAAUUAUGGAGAUAGAGAGUCCUAGCUCAACAGGGAAUUUUAUCAAAAGUUCUAGUCCUCCUGGUCCAGGGGCUACAACACGAAAGGUUACUGCCCAUUUUGAGCGACAGAACUCUGAAAUUUCAUAUUUUGCAGAUGAUGAAGAUGGGAAUAUUAAGAAGUAUUCACGGAGGGGCCCCCUCCGUCAUAAGUUUCUCAGAGCAUUGCUGCCUUUCUGGUCAAGUGCAUUACCAACUUUACCAGUGACUGCUCCUCCACGUAAAGAUGCAUCAAAUGCAGAUGAUGUCCCAGAAGGUCGUUCGCGGCAUCAAAGAGCCUCAAGGACUGAUCCAAGGAAAAUCCUGCUCUUAAUAGCAAUCAUGGCAUGCAUGGCUACAAUGGGGAUUCUAUAUUACAGACUUGCGCAACGGGCUCUAGGGGAAGGGCUGCCCGAUGAUGAGCAGCAGUGAUUAUAAUUUAAGGUUGCAGUGGAAUAUACAUGAACCACCUGCUGGUUAUUGA